AUGUAUGCAGUAUAUGAGAAACAGGAGGUCCUGGAAGCCCUCGGGCAUUCAAGUGGCAUUCAACUCCUGGCCUACACCAUUGUAUCCGAUAACGAUUCCACCCCAAAUAUUCCAGUCUUUGGUCUUGCCACAAACACCGAGGCUAUCUCAGCGCUCACUGACACUGAUACCGAAAAGUUAGCGGAAUCAUAUGUUCGUGAGGUCCAUACCCGUAGCCAUCGAACUCCUUCAGGAGGCCGAUUUGACCAUUCAAUCAAUGUUUUCCUCAAUUGGGUUCAAACCCAGGCUUUGCAGCAACCAACCGCUGAAAGGCUUCUUCAUUACCAUGAUAGAAUGAGGGCUGCAAUAUCUACUAGGGAACUCUCUUCCAAAAAAUAUGAGCUGACCAACUGUAAACAACACGACCGUCCCGUCAGCUCUGCUCAUCAAAGAAAGCCCAAGAAGAAAAUGGAAAAGGAAAAGAAAGAGGAUGAGAAAGAAGAGGCUAAGGAGGGAAAGAAGAAGAAAAAGAAGAAUAAGGGAAGGCCAAGUAGAUCAGAAAGAUUGAUAAAUCUAGGAAGAUGA
Lobosporangium transversale is the source of this 564-nucleotide messenger RNA. RefSeq lists its product as hypothetical. The transcript has 2 exons. Lineage: Eukaryota; Fungi; Mortierellomycota; Mortierellomycetes; Mortierellales; Mortierellaceae. Bases 1 to 564 code for a protein of 187 amino acids. The record is from RefSeq and is a predicted model, not a curated record.